GCUGUUCUUAUAAAUCAUUUUUAAAAAAUAAGCAAAUAGCUGAAUCUUCAACAUCUAAGCAAAAAACUGCUUUAGUAAAAGCAAAACAAAAUGAAAAUAAAUUAACAUCUCAAGAAGAUAUUUUAAAAAUUUUAGAAGAUAUACAAAAUGAUAAUAAAGAGUCAUUAAUUUGUUAA
Molecule: messenger RNA, 176 nt
Organism: Cetraspora pellucida
Lineage: Eukaryota; Fungi; Glomeromycota; Glomeromycetes; Diversisporales; Gigasporaceae
Source: the annotation of a GenBank genome assembly